AUGCGCGACGAAUUUCGGCAAAAUGCCGAAAACAUCGAGGCAAGUCGUGAUAAUGGCGAUGGAACAUUUCGAAUCGCAUUUUUCGAUCAACAAAAUGUUUCAAAAUGGAUAGCAGAACCUUUAUUCAAAGGAAAAGAACAACUCGAUAAAAAAUCGAAAUAUAUUAUGAUGGUUCUAGUUCGACCAGAGAAUUCAGGACGUCGCCGAGUAUUUCGUGAUUCAAUCGCAUCGCCUAAAUAUUCUAGAGUUAUUAUGAAUGGCGCAAUGCGAUUCGUUUUCGUGUGUGGGAGAAGUUUGGAUGAAAAUGUGAAUUUGGAAUUAAAAAAGGAGGCUGAUACUUUUGGUGAUAUUCUAAUUACAGAAUUCUUAGAUUCGUAUGUUCAUUUACCUUAUAAGGCAAGUCAAAUUAUUUUUCUAGAAAAAAAACCUCAACCAAUUUAUCUUAAAAAUUCAGGUUCUUAGCGCUCUACUUCUAGCAACAACUCGUUUUGAAAAGGCUGAAAUUAUUGCAAAAUAUGAUGAAGAUGUUCUAUUCUAUCCUGAUCAUUUUUCCGCAUAUUUCGAGAAUUUUAGAAAAGAUCCAAUUUUAUUUUCGAAACCAGUUAUUUGGGGUGAUUUUUAUGACUGGAAUGUGGUUGUAAAUCGAAAUAUUUCAAGUCCAUAUUUCGUAUCAAAAAGUAGUUAUAAAUGUGAUUAUUACGCUGAAUAUAUUUCUGGUCCUAUUUAUUUUAUGACGAAAAUUGCGGCGCAAAAUAUUCUGGCAAUAACGAAACAUCGAAAUUUUCAAAGUGUAAGUUGUCUCCGGUUUAACUUGAAAUCAAAAACUUAUUUUUAGGUUGAGGACUGUCUUAUCACGGGUCUCUACGGAAUGGAUAUUGGCGCCAAACUAAUUAAACUACCUAAUAUGUUUUUCGCUGAUUAUGCAACUAAAAACACCGAAACUACACCGCUUUUAACGUGGCAUAAUAAGAAAAAUGACGUGGAAUUGAAAAGUGCUUUUUUUGAAAUGAUAGAAACACGCUGUGAACCUUGUAGACGGUUUUUGUUGGAACAGGAAUAA
This is a messenger RNA of Caenorhabditis angaria, 1060 nucleotides long. NCBI's taxonomy places the organism in Eukaryota, Metazoa, Nematoda, Chromadorea, Rhabditida, Rhabditidae. The record is from the annotation of a GenBank genome assembly.